GGUGUUCCCAUUUCUUUCCCUCAUAAACCAUAUACCUGUCAACUAUCAAUGAUGAAUAGAAUAGUGGAAUCGUUACAAAACAGGAAAAAUUGCCUCUUAGAAUCACCUACUGGUACGGGUAAAACUUUGGCCCUACUUUGCGCUUCUUUAGGAUGGCUUAGUCACAAAUAUGGUAAGAUUACUGGCUGCGCUUACAAUCGAACACUUCCCACACCUCUGGUGCUCUUAAAGGUAAUGAUGAACUCAUUAUAUUUGGACAUAGUCACAUGCAGUCAUUGCAAUGAAUCGGAAUCACCCUAUAUAGAUGGUGACUUUGUUGAGGAUAACUGGAACCUAAAAUGCUGUUGUGACAAGCAAGAACCUGAUGAAAAAAUUCCUCAGAUAUAUUUUGGAACUCGAACACACAAGCAAAUAACUCAAAUAAUUCGCGAACUAUCCAAAACAAAGUAUAAAACUACAAAAAUGUCUAUUUUGGCGAGCCGUCAGCAUACAUGUAUUCAUCCACGUAUUGCCAAAAGUGAUAAUGUCACUGAUAACUGUCAAAACAUGCUACUAAAUGGAAUGUGCCCAUAUGAUAAGCCUAAAGGUGUCGUCAAACUCCAACGUGCCCUCGCGCAUCUUGAAAGAAAUGGAACUUGGGAUAUAGAAGAUCUCGUAGAUGCUCUGACUCCCGUUCCUUCCUGUCCUUAUUUUACUGCAAGAAAGUUAUCACAAACUGCGCACAUUGUGUUUUGUCCGUAUAACUAUAUCCUGGAUCCUGUGCUCCGUGAUACUGUGUCAAUUGCUCUUGAAGGAAAUAUAUUUAUUUUUGAUGAAGCGCAUAAUAUUGAAGAAGCAUGUAGAGAAUCUUCCUCUCUUACACUCACUGAUGGACAACUUAAAUUAGCAAACGAGGAUUUACUACGUCUUAUAGACCAAUUUGACUGUCACACUGUGCAAGUACAUGCAUUACAAAAUAUGCUUUCUGGAAUUAGCCAGUUAAUGCAGCUUACUCGGUCUCGCCUUGUUAGUCUGGGGGAAACAGCGGAAUCCAGUCAAGUAUGGUCGGGCCACGAGAUUGCCGCUCUCAUGAGUACUGUAUCCCUUGGCCCAAAAGAGAUAAAAAAGACCCAUGAACAUUUCAAUAAACUUUCCUCCGAUCAAAAUACACGACCAUCCAAGGAGAACAAAGAUGACGACCAAUUGAAAUUAAGAUCGGCUACCUCUACCCUAUUUAAAUCACUGUUUACUCUCCUGGAAUUCCUGUACAGGAAUGAUAUGCAUCACUUGGACGAUUAUCGUGUUGUACUUACGGAAACAAUUUCUUAUGUAAGAACAAGUGAAGGUGCCUUCGACUCUGAUAUAACAAGCUUGUCUCAAAAUUUGUCUUUUAAGAAGUCAAGAAUGGAUCUUUUAAUGUGA
Molecule: messenger RNA, 1401 nt
Organism: Protopolystoma xenopodis
Lineage: Eukaryota; Metazoa; Platyhelminthes; Monogenea; Polystomatidea; Polystomatidae
Source: the annotation of a GenBank genome assembly